CUGGUAUCUAAGGAAGAUAGUGACAUCUACAUACUCUGACGUGGCUUUGGCGAUACAUGCAGCGUAUCUGAUAUAGAUAAGUGAAGCUGCUAUUUUUUUACCAUGUGCGAAUAAUGACGUUAUUACUGCUCUUGUAAAACAACAGAAAUAUGCCAGUGUAUUAUACUGGUUUAAAUGCCAGUCCGCUCUUUUCCAAUCAAGAUGGAAUUAUCACAUCAAUAGCACAUUUAACUCAGAUUCCAUUUGCUGGAGUCACAGAUAUUGAGAUUAGUUGGAAUUAUUUUCUUCUCUGGCAAGAUACAAAAUUAUAUAUUACUGGAAAAGUCAGUGAUAACAAUGAUAAAAAUAACCCUCGUUUAAUUCAAAUUCCAGAGGAAUCGUCAGGAAGUUGUAAAAUGGCUAUACCUGGUCGGGAAAGUGUAAUUAUUUUAUCAACGCAUAAUGAAAUCUGGAAAUAUAAGAUAUAUGAUGACUUUUGGCAAAAAGUGACACCUUUUAUUUCCAGCACUGAUAAUACAUUAACUGAAUAUGCCAUUAAGUUAUCACAAGCAGGAUGUACAGUAGUUUUAACUAAUUUAGGGCGUGUAUUUAAUGCUCCACUUUUGGUUAAAACACCAAAAAGAGUCAAGUUUGUUGAUCUUGCCUGCGGUUAUGAUCAUACCAUUUUAUUAGCAGAGAAUGGUGAUAUUUACUCAAUGGGGAUGGGAAUACGUGGUCAAUUAGGGCACAAUGAAUUGGAAAAUUGUGAUGAUCCGAAGCUCAUCGAAGCCUUAGCAGGUCUGAAGAUAAUACAAGUAUCAGCGGGUGGUUGGCAUACCGCUGCAGUCACUGAUCAAGGUGAUUUGUAUACGUGGGGAUGGAAUUCAAAUGGAGAACUAGGAAUUGAAAGCAAAGACAAAAAAGUUCACGCUAUUCCAACUUUGGUAGAUUUUAAGAAUGACAAAGGGGAAACUAUAGAAAUUAAUGUUAAAAAAGUUGAAUGCGGAAAUUCUUUUACCAUAUGUUUAACAGACGACGGUUCCUUUUGGGGCUGUGGCAGUAACAAGUAUGGUCAAUUAGGGAAACUUCAGCAGGACUUGGAAAGUACAUAUAAUUUUAUUAAAUUAAACAUCCAGCCAUUAGAUUUUAAAACAGUGAAAAAGUUUAAAUGUCACGAAUGGGGCACGGCGAUAAUUACAGAAUAAUAUGUUGUUUUAUAUAUAUAUAUAUUUAUAUAUAUAUAUAUAUAUAUAUAUAUAUAUAUAUGUAUGUAUAUAUGUAUAUAUAUAUAUGUGUAUAUGUAUAUAUAUAUAU
Cataglyphis hispanica is the source of this 1293-nucleotide messenger RNA. Its product is annotated as RCC1 domain-containing protein 1. The transcript is spliced from 7 exons. Lineage: Eukaryota; Metazoa; Arthropoda; Insecta; Hymenoptera; Formicidae. The record is from RefSeq and is a predicted model, not a curated record. The coding region runs from base 150 to 1184 and encodes 344 amino acids.